Sebastes umbrosus (honeycomb rockfish) is the source of this 4121-nucleotide messenger RNA. RefSeq names its product cyclin T2a (gene ccnt2a). NCBI's taxonomy places the organism in Eukaryota, Metazoa, Chordata, Actinopteri, Perciformes, Sebastidae. Gene Ontology annotation, cellular component: cyclin/CDK positive transcription elongation factor complex; nucleus. Gene Ontology annotation, molecular function: cyclin-dependent protein serine/threonine kinase activator activity. The transcript is spliced from 9 exons. Bases 46 to 2190 code for a protein of 714 amino acids. The record is from RefSeq and is a predicted model, not a curated record. Gene Ontology annotation, biological process: positive regulation of DNA-templated transcription, elongation; regulation of transcription by RNA polymerase II.
CCGACGUCACAUCCGCUCUCUCGAUGCUGAGUGUUGGAGAGCAACAUGGCGGCGUGCCGGGGAUCCUCGUCCAGAUGGUUCUUCAGCCGGGAGCAGCUCGACACCACGCCGUCACGGCGAGGCGGGAUAGAGCCGGACCGGGAGCUCUCCUACCGGCAGCAGGCGGCCAACCUCAUCCAGGACAUGGGACAGAGACUCAACGUCUCUCAAUUAACAAUAAAUACAGCCAUUGUUUACAUGCAUAGAUUUUAUAUGCACCACUCUUUCACCAAAUUCCACAGGAAUAUAAUAUCUCCAACCACCUUGUUCUUGGCCGCAAAAGUGGAGGAGCAACCCCGGAAACUCGAACACGUGAUCAAAGUUGCACACGCUUGCCUAAAUCCCCAAGAACCGCCUCUAGACACAAGGAGUAAUGCAUACCUCCAGCAAGCUCAAGAGCUGGUGAUACUUGAAUCCAUAGUGCUGCAGACCCUGGGCUUUGAAAUAACUAUUGAUCACCCACACACUGAUGUGGUGAAAUGUUCCCAGCUAGUGCGAGCAAGCAAGGAUCUGGCACAGACUUCCUAUUUCAUGGCUACCAACAGUCUACACCUCACGACCUUCUGCCUCCAGUACAAGCCCACGGUGAUCUCCUGCGUGUGCAUCCACCUGGCGUGCAAGUGGUCCAACUGGGAGAUCCCAGUUUCCACUGACGGGAAACACUGGUGGGAGUACGUGGACAACUCCGUCACCCUCGAGCUGCUUGAUGAGUUGACCCACGAGUUUCUGCAGAUCCUGGAGAAGACGCCCAGCCGGUUAAAGAGGAUACGCAACUGGAGGGCAACACAAGCUGCCAAAAAGCCCAAGGGUGACAGCAGUCAGUUGUCUGACAACUCCUUUGCUGGGCCUUCCAUGCUAGAUCAAGGUGAUCUAGCACUCGGCUCCAACUCCAGUUUUUCCAAAGCGAGUGCCGCCUUCCCCGUGCCCCUGCCUGGCCAGGCCGGAGAUGCACCCCUGGCUCUGGAAGCUUUGGCUGGCACAUACAACCCAGCUAGCCACAGCGAGUGGCCUCUGAGCAACCAGAGCCAAACGGGGUACCCUUCCACCUGUAUAAAACAGGAACCCCUCAGCAUCCCUCUCCAAGAGCCCACGUUGUCCUUGCAGACUUCCUCUUUGCUUCAGCAUCCGCCGAUAUUCAAGACUGAGAAAACACUAGACUUCAUCCCUGUCAAACAGGAACCAAAAGGAGCUGGUGGGAGCGGAGGGGGCAAGCAUCAGCCACCACCUCAGUCUGCCUACCCCCCACCACCUCAGCCUCCUCCACCACAACCGUCUCCAGCUCAGAAGCUGUCUCUGGACAAAUACAGAGAGAAACAUGCUGCAGAGCUGGCCGUGUCUGGACAGAAACGCGGCCAGGAACAGCACGGAGGAAUAAUGGAUUGUGACGGGAGGGGUGAUAUGUUAUCUUCCUCCUCUUCUACCUAUGCACCAUCCUCUGCGAGCCAAGUAGACCAUAGAAAACAUACACAGCCCCACCAAACAUCUCACCACGGCGGUGGGAGCACCACUGCCUCCCCAAUGAAAAUGAAAGUCCCCUCCUCCUCCUCAACUUCAGGGCAAGAUCGACGUCACCACAGCGACAAACGGGACAAAGGCUCGCUUAAACUCCGCUUGGCCGUCCCCGGGUCCGGUGGCAGCUCCCAGCUGGAUAAACCGAGCAAAGACGAGCUCAAGAUGAAGAUAAAAGUCUCGUCGUCGGAGCGCCACAGCUCGUCGGACGAAGGCAUGGCGGCCAACAACAGCAAGAGCAAACAUUCCAGCCCUCUGGUGAGCAAGGAGAAACAACACCGCGGAGCAGAUCACAACCUCCACCGGCACCACAAGCACAGUCACCCUCAUCCGCACACGCACAGCGGGAACGGCGGCGGAGGCCCGCUGCGGGGUCCUCCAGGACUGGUCAGCAUGGAUGGGACCGCGCUCGCUCCUCCCGGAUCCACCUCCCUGUCGUCAUCGCGCAAGAGGGCGUACCCCGAGGCCGGCCACAACCACCACCCUCCCUCCUCAUUCUCCACCUCAUGCUCCAAAGUGAGCAAAAUCUCCAAGGGUGGCACUGGUGCUGCAGGUACUACAUCUUUUUCUUUCCCCUUUCUUCCUCCUUGCUCCUCUCCUGUACUGCAGUGUGUCUCGUCUGGCUUGCAGCUCUAUGGCUAACCUCCCUCCUCCCCUCCCCCUCUUCCUCCUCCUCCUCCUUAUUCUUGUUUCUCCUCCUCCCCCUCCUGUCACACCCAGGUGGGCUGCGGACCUCUCAGCAGUACCCUCCUCCUAGUGAAUCGCCACAUGAAGUGGGAGAGCAGAGACACUGAGUCCACCGCUCUGCAGCCAUGGACCAGCACAUGGAAAAAUGGCAACAAAACUACCCACAGCUCAGACUUUUGAAGACUAUGCUCACCUCCCUGUUAAGUGCCCUAAGAAAAUAACUCAUGAUAAACCCUUUACCGAAAGGCAGAAAAAAAAAACUUAUCUGCAAAAAAAAGAAAAAAGAUAAGUAUUGUUGGACUUCUCAAUAUCUGAGACAAGAAAGAUGAAAAAACAUUAUGCUUCCUGACUGUCAGAUCGCUGGGCUGUGAUGCUCAGUCCUGUCUUUCUGUUAGUGUGUUGAAUUGCUGCUUGGUUCUCCUUCCUCCUCAAAUGAGUCUAGGAACGUGCAAAGGUGGGUGUGUGUGUUUUUUUUUUUUUUUCAUCGGGGGAGGGAAAGUCUUCCCUACAUUUCAGAUCUCCAUACGGGAAAAAAAAGUAUUACAAGUACUAUUAGAGGCAUGGAAUGUGCACUUUUCCUUCUAUUUUUUUUAACAAGUAAUUUAAUUGAAUCACAUUUAUGCGGUUAUACAGAGGAAGCCUGUGACCUGGGCUGGAGAUGAGUUCAAGUUCUGUUUGCUGGCAUUCCAUUUAAGUACUGUUGAUGGAUGCAGAGGUUUUUUUAGUUUUUUUUUUUUUUUUUUUAGGCGUAAAAGUUUCAUCUCCUCAAUUUCUUUCUUGUCUUGAUUUCUUUUUAUACUUCAGUAACCGUGCGUAUGAUUUGCAUGUUUCAAUCAUCAAAGGGAUUUAAAAAGGAGAACGCGUACUUGCUGUUUACAGAAAGUGGAGAUACAUGUACAUACGUUUUUGUAUGUUUAUAGAAAAAAAGAAAAAAAAAGCUAUACCAUGACUACUCAGGUUUGGAGCUGCUUGUAAGUAUAACAAGAUAACUAUAAUACCUAUAAAAGACUUUUAUUUUGUUGAUCAACGGAUGGAGGCAUCAUCGGGUGAAUGAUUGCAGCAUUCCAGUGGUGUGUGUGUGUGCUUCGUACGACCUUCCUACGGGGGGUGCUGUACUGUUAUUUUCCAUCACGGGGGGAUAUCAGUCGAUGCCCUCGGUUAACACAGGCACAUCCGACACCUACUUAUCACAUCAGAGCGAUGCAAUUUGUACCAAAAAUUAUUUUUUUUUUUGGACCUAUAAGUAGACCUUUAAGCUGGAUGCCAAAGGUUGUGCCUCAAAAAGAAAAAAAACUGACAGACAGUAGUAGUGUGCUAUUAAAGUUUACAUAACCCUUUUUUACUUUGAAGUGCAUCAGAUGUAAUUUCAUGACAUGAAGCUGUAGCCCUUAGAUGUCAGCCCAUAAAGGGGGAUACAUGUAAGUAUUAUUCAACCAACCAUUAUCACAGUACUAUAUAUAAAAAAAAAAAACCUUGUUGGCUCAGUUCCAUCCCAGCAACAGUUGUCAGAACAGCGACCUAAUUGGCCAUAUGCAACAUGACCCUGCUGGAUAUUUUUUUUGGUGCGGAUGCACCAAUAGAUUUUGUCACUGAUGUCCUUAUUUACAUUCACAGCCAUGUACCUGUCCAGACACGUCACAUCAGUUUCCCUACAUUAAACUCUACAUUGUUCCCUAAAUCUUGACACAACCGUCCCCUCUGUUCCCAACCGGGUACCUGGCUGCAUUGUUUGUACCUUCAAUUUAGAGAUUUACAGUUGGGCACACAGAGCCAAAGUAACUGUGGACAAAUACGCAUAACCCCACUCUUUACAUCCUUUUUUUUCUCUUUUCAUUUCAAUAUUAUGAAUAAACUUCAAAGUUGCCACUACCCUGACACAGUAUAAA